This is a messenger RNA of Thrips palmi, 1911 nucleotides long. RefSeq lists its product as uncharacterized. The record is from RefSeq and is a predicted model, not a curated record. Bases 151 to 903 code for a protein of 250 amino acids. Lineage: Eukaryota; Metazoa; Arthropoda; Insecta; Thysanoptera; Thripidae. The transcript is spliced from 7 exons.
GGCGUGCGAAUCUGACGCUGGCCCGACGGUGGCCUGACGGUAGUCCCAGGGGGACUGCAGUUGCGAACCGCCAGAAGCCGCAGCGCGCAGCCCGUGGGAGGACCUCCGGAGGACUAGCGAGUCUCUCGUCGCGCAGACCCAGCCGCCAUCAUGGUCGUCAUCCUGGUCAUCGCCAGCGUCGCCCUGUCGCAGCUCGCGGGGGUGGCGAUCGCCGCAGAGACCCUGCCGCCCUACAUCAGCCAGUGCCGGUGGAGCGACCCGAAGGUGACGGAGUGCUUCGUCCACGCCAUGAUGCACAUCAGGCCCUGGCUGGCGCAAGGUAUCCCGGAGAUCAACCUGCCCGCCGCCGAGCCCUUCCGCCUCAACGAACUGUCGCUGUCGCUGACGACGGGCCCCAACGGCUACCGCGUCCACCUGAGGGACAUCGACUUGUACGGCGCCAGCAACUUCUCCGUCUCCAGGCUGAGGCUGGGCGAGAACGGCGGCCCGUUCGACCUGCAGAUCCGCAUCCCCUCGCUGCGCAUCAAGGCGGACUACACGUCCUCCGGGGUGCUCAUCAUCAUCCCCGCCUCCGGCAAGGGAUCCUUCAGCGCGCUGCUGGGUGGCGUCAACGCCGUGGUCCGGGGCACCGUCAGCACCGCGCCGCGCGACGGCAAGGACUACAUGCGCGUCGAGAAGCUAAACGUGGACCUCAAGAUCAAGGACGUCAACAUGGGCAUCAAGAGGGCCUUCAACAACAAUGCCAUCCUCACCGAGGCGACCAACCUGUUUCUGCGGAGCAACGGGCACGAGGUGCUGGAGGCCAUGAUGCCGCAGCUCCGGCUCAAGAUCGCCGAGGUGUUCAUGGGCCUGGCCAACAGCCUGCUGGCCAAGGUGCCCGUGCAGUACCUCGUGCGAGACUAGCCUCAGCCUGCUGGCCAAGGUGCCCGUGCGGUACCUCGUGCGAGACUAGCCUCAGCCUGCUGGCCAAGGUGCCCGUGCGGUACCUCGUGCGAGACUAGCCUCAGCCUGCUGGCCAAGGUGCCCGUGCGGUACCUCGUGCGAGACUAGCCUCAGCCUGCUGGCCAAGGUGCCCGUGCGGUACCUCGUGCGAGACUAGCCUCAGCCUGCUGGCCAAGGUGCCCGUGCGGUACCUCGUGCGAGACUAGUCUCAGCCUGCUGGCCAAGGUGCCCGUGCGGUACCUCGUGCGAGACUAGCCUCAGCCUGCUGGCCAAGGUGCCCGUGCGGUACCUCGUGCGAGACUAGCCUCAGCCUGCUGGCCAAGGUGCCCGUGCGGUACCUCGUGCGAGACUAGCCUCAGCCUGCUGGCCAAGGUGCCCGUGCGGUACCUCGUGCGAGACUAGUCUCAGCCUGCUGGCCAAGGUGCCCGUGCGGUACCUCGUGCGAGACUAGUCUCAGCCUGCUGGCCAAGGUGCCCGUGCGGUACCUCGUGCGAGACUAGCCUCAGCCUGCUGGCCAAGGUGCCCGUGCGGUACCUCGUGCGAGACUAGCCUCAGCCUGCUGGCCAAGGUGCCCGUGCGGUACCUCGUGCGAGACUAGCCUCAGCCUGCUGGCCAAGGUGCCCGUGCGGUACCUCGUGCGAGACUAGCGACGUUCCCAUGGCAACACAAUACUCUCCGUGGCCACGAGGACGCGCCCUUCUGUGAUCGACAAAAAAAAACAGCAAUACUCCUCUAUUGCUGCAAAAAAAAGUUACCUUUACCGCUCCUGCGUAGAGCAGCGCAUAUUUAUGAAUUAACUUCACGGUGUGUCAUCGAAAACGUAGAUUUUAAACAAAUAUGAAAAGACUGCAUUCCCAUCCCAGCUGCCUCAUGCCUGUAAAUAAUUUUCGCUUCCACCGUUGUGAAUUUUGUGAUUUCUUAGGCUACUUUUAUAAAGUAAUAAUAAUAUAAGUUAGUGUUUACUUUGAA